This is a messenger RNA of Candida tropicalis MYA-3404, 1926 nucleotides long. RefSeq lists its product as uncharacterized. The coding region runs from base 1 to 1926 and encodes 641 amino acids. The record is from RefSeq and is a predicted model, not a curated record. NCBI's taxonomy places the organism in Eukaryota, Fungi, Ascomycota, Pichiomycetes, Serinales, Debaryomycetaceae. Gene Ontology annotation, molecular function: RNA binding. The transcript has a single exon.
AUGUCUUCAAAUACUAUUAUUCAAACAUUAGAAUAUUCAUUUGUUCUUGAUCCAAAGUUUACUAAUACCGACAUUAUCACUUAUUAUGAAACUCAUAACGGUAUUUGGAGAGACUACACUGCCGAAUCAUUAGACGCUACCAUUUCUUAUAAGAUGAUUGAUAACUUGCAUGUCUUGCAUAAAAUUGUUAGAAGAAUCAACAAUAUUCAAUCCAAACUUGGAAAAUCUACCAAGAAUUACAUUACCAUUGUUGAUCCAUCAAUUGCUAAUCCAUUAAUUUCAGUAUCUAUUCAUGGAAAUGAACAAUUCUGUAACGAUGCUAGACACCAAAUUUUGACAAAUUAUAAUCAAGUUGGACACAAGACAUUGAAUUUGACUGAAGUUGAAUUUAUGAGUAUUGAUGAAGCAUUCACCAAUGAUAUGAUUAAAUUGAGUCAACGUUAUGAUGUUGAACUUAUCAUUAACAAUGAUAAAAACUCAUUCCUUCAACAGCAACACAAAUCUUCUAAUCACAAAGAUUUUUCGUUGCAUAUUGUUGGUAAAAAAGAUAAUAUUACCUUGUGUGAAACUGCAUUGAGGAUCUUGAUUGAUUCAUUGUUGAAUGGUUACACUAUUGAUUGUAUUGAUAUGUCAUUAUCCAUGAUUCCAGUUCUUGGUGGUGUUGAUUUAUAUAAUUUCCUUCAAAUUGCAAAGCAAACUAAAGCUAACAUUUAUGUUCCAGAAUUAUUGCCAAACUUGUUUAAUUCAAACAUUAUUUCCAACAAUAAAGAUUUGAAAAUUUGGAUAACUGCUAAGAACAUUAGUGAAUUAUUAUUAGCCAAACAUAUUUUGAAUAAAUUAAUUUCUGACAAGAGAGAAUUAAUAACCAAGACCAUCACCAUGAAUAAAAUCAAACUUGAUAGUAUAAUUUUGAAUAACCAAAAGGACUUGUUGAAUAUCAUGUUUAAAUAUGGAGUUUUCAUUCAAUUGCCAAGUUUGGGAGAAUUGAACAAUGCCACUAUUACUGUCCAAGGAUGUAUUCCAGAAUCAGUUAAUGAUUGUGUUAACGAUAUUAAUGGUAUCGCAGCCAAUUAUUACUCUAUGGAUGCUGUUUGUCCAAUAAAUGAGUUGGCAUUAACCCAAUUGAUUCAAUUAAAGAAAACUUGUGUUGUUACAUUCAAUCAAUUUGGUUUACAAGUUGUAGGUCGUUCCGAUGAAUUUAAACCAAUUUUGGCUCAAUUGGCAUCAAACUCCAUGGCUAUCAAAUUGAGAUUAGAAAUGGGCAACGAUCAACGUGAUUUUAUUACUGGUAAGAAGAAUGGUAAGUUGAUUAAAAUUUUGAAUCAAUUACAAAACAUUCCGAAGAUCAACUUCACUGCUUUCAAUGAAUACAAUUUUUACAUUGAUGUUGAAGUUACUAAUAAUGUCCCAAUCGUUGUUCAAGCUUUAGAGUUGUUGGAAUUGGAAAUGCCACUGGAAUUGAAGUUCAACAUCCCAGAAGUUUUCCAUAAAUCAAUCAUUGGUAAUGGUGGUUCAAUUAUUCAAGGUAUUAUGAAGAAAUUCAAUGUUUACAUCAAGUUUUCUUCCAACAAAACUUCACCAAAUGCUUACUCCUUGAAAAGAACCAAUAAUGUUUUAAUCAAAUGUCCAAGAAAGAAUGCAAAGAAUAUUCAAUUGGUUAAAUAUGAAAUUGAUCAAUUAGUUUACAAAUGCUGCAUGAAUUAUACUACUCCACAACCAAACACUACCACUACAAUCUACCAUUCCAUCAAAUUUGAGUUGUUAAAAUCACAUUACCUUUUGCUUAUUAACAAUAACAAACUUGGUCAAGUGAACAAAAUAGAAAGUGAUUACCAAUCAUUUAUCAAUUUCCCAGCUUCAAUUGAAGAUUUCAAAAACAAUAGCAAAUUGGUAAUUGAUAUGAAAGGUUCAGAAUCCAAAGGUUAA